AUGCCCACUACAGAAAGAGUACAGGCCACUACCAAUCAAGUUCCUACAGAAGAUCCAAACAUGGCACUCAGCAAGAUAGGAGUAAGUCAAGGAAAACAGACAACCAUUGUUAGAGGCAAUACAGUUGUUGCAACUACCUCUAGCAAUAGAAACAAGAGUAAAGGAGAGGAAAGUUGGGAUACAGAAGGUGGCCAGGGGCUGGAAUGUUUGAUAAAUGAUGUAACUCUCAGGCAUCAGCUAUGGAAUCAACUUGCACAAGUAGGAACUAAUGUACAGGAUGCUUGGUUAUUAAGUGGGGACUUCAACAAUGUGCUAACUUCAGAAGACAGAAUAGGAGCACCAGAAGAUAAAAGGGUGUAUAGCAAUAUAGAUUGGGCAAUGGGCAACUAUGUGUGGCUGCAACAAUAUAGCCACAUAGAAGCUGAAUUCAUGGAUCCAGGAGUGUCAGAUCACUCCCCAAUCCUCAUACACACCAGUCAACAUAAGAAAGGACUGCACCCUAAACCUUUGAAGCUUUACAAAAAUGUCAUGGAACAUCCAGAGUUCACGAACAUAGUGCAAGAAGAAAAAGAAAUCUUGACAGAAUUGGAAAAAUGGAGUCAUAUAGAAGAACAAGUAUUACAGCAGAAGUUAAGGGCCACUUGGAUUGAAUGUGGAGACUCAAAUACCAAAUACUUCCAUGCUCAAUGGAAAAUUAGGACAAGCAAAAACCACAUUGCAUCCAUCUAUAAUGCAAAUGGUAUUAAGCUAACUGAUCCAAUCCAAAUAGAAGAGGAGUUUAUAUCUUUCUUCACAAAUCUUAUGGGAGAAAGUGGAGAAACUCAUAGAUGUUCAGAUGCUGCAGUGGUUAAACAAGGGAGAUGCCUGGACCAACAACAGAAGGAGGUACUAGUUAAAAAUAUAACAAAUGAGGAAAUCCUAGCUGCUAUGAAAGAUAUGCCUCAUGACAAAGCCCCGUGGGUAGAUGGUUUUUCAAUUAAGUUCUUCACAACACAAUGGACUAUAGUUGGCCUGAAGUAUGUGCUGCAGUCAAGGAAUUCUUUGAAACGGGCAAAAUGCAUAGAGGCAUGA
Messenger RNA from Nicotiana attenuata, 1071 nucleotides. RefSeq lists its product as uncharacterized. The transcript is spliced from 5 exons. Lineage: Eukaryota; Viridiplantae; Streptophyta; Magnoliopsida; Solanales; Solanaceae. The coding region runs from base 1 to 1071 and encodes 356 amino acids. The record is from RefSeq and is a predicted model, not a curated record.